Messenger RNA from Rhinocladiella mackenziei CBS 650.93, 549 nucleotides. RefSeq lists its product as uncharacterized. The record is from RefSeq and is a predicted model, not a curated record. The transcript has 6 exons. Gene Ontology annotation, biological process: intracellular protein transport; vesicle-mediated transport. Gene Ontology annotation, molecular function: GTPase activity; GTP binding. Gene Ontology annotation, cellular component: cytoplasm; Golgi apparatus. Bases 1 to 549 code for a protein of 182 amino acids. NCBI's taxonomy places the organism in Eukaryota, Fungi, Ascomycota, Eurotiomycetes, Chaetothyriales, Herpotrichiellaceae.
AUGGGGGGCACAAUAUCAAAAUUAUUGACUGGCCUGAUCUGGGGCAAGAAAGACAUUCGGAUAUUGAUCCUUGGUCUUGACAAUGCUGGCAAGACUACUCUCCUAUACAGGCUGAAAAUCGGCGAAGUAGUGACGACGAUACCAACCAUUGGAUUCAACGUCGAAUCCGUCCAGUAUGGCAACCUAAAUUUCGAUGUGUGGGAUCUUGGUGGCCAGACCUCCAUACGGCCAUACUGGAGAUCAUACUACGCCAACACAGCGGCCGUGAUAUUCGUCGUUGACUCGACAGAUAUUGAGCGCUUGGAAAUUGCCGCCGACGAGUUGCGAUCAAUGUUGAACGAAGACGAACUGAAAGACGCCGCACUCCUAGUGUUUGCAAACAAGCAAGAUCAACCGGGCGCACAAGGGGCGGGAGAAAUUUCCGAAGCUCUCAAACUGGGUGAGUUGAGAGAUCGGAAUUGGAGCAUCGUCGCAUGCUCGGUAAUCGACGGCAAAGGCAUUAAUGAGGGCAUGGACUGGCUUUCUCAAACGGUACAAUCAGACUCGUGA